Messenger RNA from Erinaceus europaeus (western European hedgehog), 2362 nucleotides. RefSeq names its product secreted frizzled related protein 4 (gene SFRP4). Gene Ontology annotation, cellular component: cytoplasm. Gene Ontology annotation, molecular function: Wnt-protein binding. Lineage: Eukaryota; Metazoa; Chordata; Mammalia; Eulipotyphla; Erinaceidae. Gene Ontology annotation, biological process: canonical Wnt signaling pathway; non-canonical Wnt signaling pathway. The transcript has 6 exons. The record is from RefSeq and is a predicted model, not a curated record. Bases 19 to 936 code for a protein of 305 amino acids.
CUCUGCCAGGGCAGCGCCAUGCUGCUCUCCAGGCUGGUGGCGCUGUGUCUGGGGCUGCGCCUGGCGCUGGGCGUGCGCGGGGCGCCCUGCGAGGCGGUGCGCAUCCCCAUGUGUCGCCACAUGCCCUGGAACAUCACGCGGAUGCCCAACCACCUGCACCACAGCACGCAGGAAAAUGCCAUCCUGGCCAUCGAGCAGUACGAGGAGCUGGUGGACGCCAACUGCAGCGCGGUGCUGCGCUUUUUCCUCUGCGCCAUGUACGCGCCCAUCUGCGCCCUGGAGUUCCUGCACGACCCCAUCAAGCCCUGCAAGUCCGUGUGCCAGCGUGCGCGCGACGACUGCGAGCCCCUCGUGCAGAUGUACAACCACAGCUGGCCCGAGAGCCUGGCCUGCGACGAGCUGCCCGUCUAUGACCGCGGGGUGUGCAUCUCACCCGAGGCCAUCGUUACCGAGCUCCCAGAGGACGUGAAGUGGAUAGAUAUCACACCAGACAUGAUGGUGCACGAAAGGCCUCUUGAUGUCGACUGCAAACGCCUAAACCCUGAUCGGUGCAAGUGCAGAAAAGUGAAGCCAACUCUGGCAACAUAUCUAAGUAAAAACUACAGCUAUGUUAUUCAUGCCAAAAUAAAAGCUGUGCAGAGGAGCGGCUGUCAUGAAGUAACAACCGUUGUGGAUGUCAAAGAGAUCUUCAAAUCUUCAUCACCGAUCCCUCAAACUCAAGUCCCACUCAUCACGAAUUCAUCCUGCCAGUGCCCUCACAUCCUGCCCCAUCAAGAUGUCCUCAUCAUGUGUUACGAGUGGCGCUCACGGAUGAUGCUUCUUGAAAAUUGUGUAGUUGAAAAGUGGAGAGAACAACUCAGCAAAAGAUCUAUUUGGAGCACUGUUCAGCUCUGGCUUAUAAUGAAUGGCGCAGAGAGAUUGAACCUGGGACGAUGAAGCCUUGGGUAUGGGAGCUUCUUUAAAUAACCAUUAUGUUCUCUAAGCUCACCCACCACAUAUAAUUUAAAAGAGGUCCCCUAAAUAUCAGCUCCUGUGAGGAGAGGGGAACAUCUUGAUUUGUGUGUCUAGUGUUGCAAUUUCCUAGAGAAGGAUCUCAAAGGACUAAUCUCUAACUCUUUGGAGUUUGAAUGGGUUUACCAGAGCCUAGAAGCCAGGGAAAAGAUGAAAUGAUAACUCAGGGUGGCAGGUACCAGAUCCUCUCCUUUUGCAUUCUGCAGAGAGAAACAAAAGACAGAGACCUGGAGAGACCCUAGAUGUUGUGUGUACAGCCGGACUGGUUCCAACAACUUGUCCAAACUUUGCAUGGCAACCUAAGGAUUUUAAUGUUUAUAUGAAAAUUCUAAGGGCAUGAGGGGCUCUUCUCUCCUUAAGGGGCUUUGUUUAGGUGUGUGCAUGUUUCUCCCUUUCACAUUGCUUUCUCAUUAUUGCUCUGGACACUGAUUUUCCAUUCCCCACGGGUGAAGAAACCGUUUCCUCUUUUUCUAGUUGGCGGCUAGAGUCAAGCUAACUGUGCAUUUGGGAACCUGCUCUUCAAAAAUAAAGAUGAAAAGUAGGUUGAUAGGAAAAUGCCACUAUUUUACACUCUGUUUCCCACACUGUCCCAAAUAAAGAAGGUUUCAAGUUUUCUAUGAAGGGGGCCCGGAGGUGGUGCACUCGGUUAAUUACAUAGUACGAAGCACAAGGACCCAUGCAAGGAACCAGGUUUGAGCCCCCAGCUCCCCACCUGCAGUGUGUGGGGCGGGAGCGGGGGCGGGGGCGGGGGCGGGGGAGUGAUUCACAAGCAGUGAAGCAGGAUGGCGUGUGUCUAUCUUUCUCCUUCUUUCCUUCUCCUCCUCUGCCAAUUUCUCUCCUUCCUGUCUAAUAAAAAGGAAAAAAUGGCCACCAGGAGUAGUAGAUUCAUAGUGCUGGCACCCAGCCCCAGAUAUAACCCUGGAGACUAAACAAAGUUUUCUAUUAACAACUAAGCAGUAUGGAUCCAAUAUGUUGCCCCAAUAAAUGUCUCCAUAUUAAAAAGUGUGAAGGAAUGUCUUUAUUCACUGCUUUGUAACGUUUUGUUACAUUGAGUUAUCAUAGAACAUAGACAGGUAAUUAGCAGGCUCUCAACUUCCAGUGACUUAAGAGAGCAGAGUUAGUGUUGGUGGGAGUAAGACUUUGUGGAGAGGAGGAAGGAGAGGAAUGCAGGACACUGUCAAAGCAAUGACAUAAAUAACUUGAGAUCGUAGCUUGCGAACCCAAAACUGUCUCACUCACCUCACUCUCUCCCAGAACCCUGGGAGAUUUGCUACAAGAUUUGGCUUCAAAACCUCAAAGCUGUUAAGGAACAGCACAGUGUGUCUGGCAAGAAAUAAAUUUUGAUUCAGGA